Callithrix jacchus (white-tufted-ear marmoset) is the source of this 1582-nucleotide messenger RNA. RefSeq names its product interferon induced protein 35 (gene IFI35). Gene Ontology annotation, cellular component: nucleus. Lineage: Eukaryota; Metazoa; Chordata; Mammalia; Primates; Cebidae. The record is from RefSeq and is a predicted model, not a curated record.
CCAGGGGCGGGGAAACCUCGGCAGGGGGCGGCAUCUGAGCACCAGAGGGCAGGGAUUUCACCGAAAUGAAAGUGGAAGCAUACAGCCUGCGAGCAAAACCAUUUCGGGUCCUGCUGGGCUGGGAGAGACCAAAGCCCUUCAGAAGGUACAAACAGGAGUUCAGCUGUGGUGGAUUCUGCCGCUGUGCCCAGCUCUGAAGCCUCAGCUCUUGCCAAACAGACCGGAGACCCAUGUCAGCCCCGCGGGAUGGCCAGGCGCUCCAUGCCCUUCUGGAAGAGCAGGCCAGACUCAAGAUGAGACUGCAGGAGCUGCAGCAGCAGAGAAAGGAGCUCGGGGACUCCCCCAAAGACAAGGUCUUAUUUUCAGUGCCGAGGAUCCCCUUGGUAUUCCGAGGACACACCCAACAGGACAGGGAAAUGCCUAAGUCUUUAGUUUCCAAUUUGAGGAUCCACUGCCCUCUGCCUGCAGGUUCUGCUCUGGUCACCUUCGAUGACCCCAAAGUGGCUGAGCAGGUGCUGCAACAAAAGGAGCACACGAUCGACAUGGAGGAGUGCCGGCUGCGGGUGCAGGUCCAGCCCUUGGAGCUGCCGAUGGUCACCACCAUCCAGGUGUCCAGCCAGAUGAGGAGCCAGAGGGUGUUGGUCAGUGGAUUUCCUGCCAGCCUCAGUCUGAGUGAGGAGGAGCUGCUGGACAAGCUGGAGAUCUUCUUUGGCAAGACUAAGAAUGGGGGUGGCGAUGUGGAGGUCCGGGAGCUGCUGCAAGGGAGUGUCAUGCUGGGCUUUGCUAAGGAAGGAGUGGCCCAGCGCCUGUGCCAGAUUGGCCAAUUCAGAGUGCCACUGGGUGGGCAGGAGGUCCCUCUGAGAGUCUCUCCCUGCAUGAAUGGGGAGAUCCAGAAGGCUGAGGUACAAGGCCACCUUCUUCCAGAUGAAGUAGCAGCAGAAGCAGCAAAGUAGUCAUGGUAAUAAUAAUAAUAAUAAUAACCUCAUCACCAGUAACAAAAACAACUCACCUUUGGCCGGGCACGGUGGCUCACACCUGUAAUCCCAGCACUUUGGGAGGGUGGGGCGGGUGAAUAAUGAGGUCAGGAGUUUGAGACCACCAGCCUGACCAACAUGGUGAAACCUCAUCUCUACUAAAAAGACAAAAAUUAGCCAGGCAUGGUGGUGCACACCUGUAAUCCCAGGAGGCCGAAGCAGGAGAAUUGGAGACGGAGGUUGCAGUGAGCUGAGAUCGUGCACUGCACUCAAGCCUGGGCGACAGAGCAAGACUCCGAAUUUAAAAAAAGGAAAAAAACAACUCACCUUUACUAAGUGCUGACUGACGGCCAAGCCUGAUUUCAAGUGCUUUAUAUAAAACGCUCAAUUAAUCCUUGCAUCACCUCUUUGAGGUAGAUACUAUCCUUAUCACCUUUUUACAGAGCUUACAUGUCACUAUUGUGUAAGAUCCCCGAAUGCAAGAAGCUUACAGUUAGGGCAGCCCGAAGUAUUGUGGAAGAGAUCAAACUGCUGUGGUUACAAAAGUGGUCUCCAUUGUUUACUGACUGUGUAACUUUGAAUGAAUAAAAAUUACUUAAUCUUUUUGA